Molecule: messenger RNA, 2509 nt
Organism: Polistes dominula (European paper wasp)
Lineage: Eukaryota; Metazoa; Arthropoda; Insecta; Hymenoptera; Vespidae
Product: ESF1 homolog
Biological process (GO): rRNA processing
Cellular component (GO): nucleus
Molecular function (GO): RNA binding
Source: RefSeq, a predicted model, not a curated record
UAUGACAAGUGUAUUUACAAAAACACGUGGUAAAGUGUGUACAUAUACAUAUUUAGAAAAUUUGACGAUAUUUAUAUUUCUGCUAUCUUAAGAAACGUUGAUAUUUUUUUGAGCACAUUACAACAACCGAUUUAACGAAACGACAUUGUUGCAAAAGAUUCUACAACAAUUGAGGAAUAGUUAAACUAUUAAUUAAUUUAUUUAAUUGUUUACAUUUGUAAACUAUUCAUUAUCGUCAUGGCCGAGCCAAUUCUUGAUAAACGUUUUGCACAUAUUGCAAGGGAUCCCAAAUUUAAAAGGAUACCAAAAAAUGAGCGUAAAAUUAAAAUAGAUAAAAGAUUUCAAAGUAUGUUUAAUGAUGACAAAUUUGCAAUUAAAUAUACGGUUGAUAAACGUGGUAAACCUAUUAACCAAACUUCUAUGGAAAAUCUUCAAAAAUACUAUCAGCAAAGUAGCAGUGAAGAUGAAUCAGAUACCGAGAUUAAUACGAAAACAAAAAAAGGUGGAAAAAAGGGAAUAUCAAAGAGUAAUAAUAAAAUAAAACAUGAUGAAAUUGACGUUGAUAUUCAGAAAGAAAAAAAUGCUACAAAAUCAAAGGAAGAUAUUGACGAGAAUCCAUGUACCGAUAGCUCGUCUUGUACACAUGAUUUGGAUGAAGAAUUAAAGGAAAAUGAAAAACAGUUGCAUAUAAAAAAGAAAGAUGAACAUUUAAAACUAACUAAUCAAAUAAAAGAAAGAUUACAAGAUCUUUCUGUUAAUUAUGCAAGGGGUGAAGGAAUUUUAGCAACCGAUAGUUCUUCGGAUGAAGAAACUUCCGAAUACAGUGACGAAGAGGAAGACGUAGAACAUGGUUGGGGUGAAUUAGAUAAAGAUGCAGAAACAACCGAUGAAAUAACACGUAGAUUAGCUGUUUGCAAUAUGAACUGGGACAGAAUACGUGCCGUAGAUCUGAUGGUCCUAUUUCAUUCAUUUUUACCAAGCGGUGGUAUUAUUCAUUCAGUUACGAUCUAUCCAUCAGAAUUUGGUUUAGAACGUAUGAAAGAAGAAGAAAUAAAAGGACCGGUAGAACUGGUUGAUGAUAAAAAAGAAGAAGAAGAAGAAGAAGGUCACAGUGAAAGUGAUAACGAAGAAGGCUCGAGUUAUCAUAUGGAAAAAUUAAGAAAGUAUCAAUUGAAUAGAUUAAAAUAUUAUUAUGCGGUAUUAGAAUGCGAUUCUGCUGAAACUGCUAACAAAAUUUAUACCGAUUGCGAUGGUAUCGAAUAUGAGUGUACUGCAACAAGACUAGAUUUGAGAUUUAUACCUGAUGAUAUGACUUUUGAUCAGGAACCACGAGAAGUGUGUACAGAAUUGCCAGAAAUUUCUAAAUAUCAACCACGUCAAUUUGUUACUACUGCGUUGCAACAAGCAAAAGUACAAUUAACUUGGGACGAAACAAACCCAGACAGGGAAGAAUUAGCAAAUAAGCUUAAUUCUGGAAAAGUUAAUGAAAUAAAUGAGAAAGAUUUGCAAGCUUAUUUAGGUAGUGGAACUAGCGAUGAUGAUACAGACAAUGAAAUUGAAAAAAACGGUAAGCACGAAAGAGAAGAUCAAGAGGAUUCAGAUACACCUAAUGAUCCCAUCGAAAAAUAUAAAUCUUUGUUGAAACAAUUGGACGAAGAGGAAGAGGCAAAAAAAAAUAAAGACGUUGAAUUAGAAUUUACAUGGGGCAUUGGAACGGAAGAAAAAGAAGAUAAGUUAGCCAAGGAUAAAUCAAAUAAAAUUGAAGAUUUAGCUCCAUUCGAGAAAUAUUUAGCAAAACGAAAAAUCAAACAAAAAGCUAGAAAGGAAGAAAUCAAAAAACGGAUGGAAUUACAAGACGAUGAUGCAUCGAAUUCGGAUAAUUCCGAUGUUAAUAUUUCGAAGAAUAAUAAACUGAAAAAUGGCCGGUUAUCGCGUAAAGAGCAACAAAUAACUGGAGAAAAUAGCGAUGAUGAUGAUUCUUCAUUUAUGGAAAACGAAGAAACAAAACGUUCGAAAGAAUUAGAAUUACUUUUAAUGGAUGAAACCGAGAACGAAAAUAAGAAACAUUUCGACAUGAAUAAAAUUGAAGCUAAUACCAAUUUGUCAAAAUCUAAGCGCAAAAGAUUGAAGAAAAAACAAAAUGUACAAAAUAUCGAGGAAGAUGAUUUUCAAGUAAACGUUAACGAUGCCAGAUUUUCUGCGCUUUUUACAUCGCAUAAUUUCAACAUUGAUCCUGCAGAUCCUCAUUACAGAAAAACCAAAGGCACCGAUACUUUAAUUCAAGAGAAAUUAAAAAGAAGAGCUGAACAUAAUCCUGUUGAUGAAAAGGAAGAAAAGAUGCCUCCUGAAAAUAAUAAAAAAUUAAAACUAGAAUUGCAAGCAUUAGUCAAAUCAGUUAAGAGGAAUACCAAUACCAUCUCUAAACCAAUAAAACGAUGACCAUUGUGAUUAUAUAAUUUGUUAUUUAACUUCUUCGAAAUAUUAAAUGCAAUUUAUUAUUAUUUAAAUG